UGCUUCAAACACUCAGAAAAAAAGACGCAAAGAUCAAGCAUGGGUGUAGAUUCUGCUGUUACCAAGCUUCUGGGCCUAAGCCCCGAAAGUACUUCGAUAUCUUCCGCUGGGGGAGGAGGAUGUAGUUCCGCAUCGACAUAUAAGAUCGCGUACAAGCUUGACGACGGCACGGAGCGACAAUUUUUCAUGAAGACGGGAACAGGGCAGAAUGCGGAGACGAUGUUUCAAGGCGAACAUGCAUCACUUGCUGCAAUACACGCCAUCGUUCCCACACUAUGCCCCAAUUCAUUUGGCUGUGGGAAGUUUGCUUCUCAGCCUUCCACAUACUUCCUUGUCACUGAAUACCUCCAUUUGACUUCUCGUUCUGCCGCCAAAUCAUCCACCUCUUCCCUUGCCGCCAAACUCGCAAAGUUACACACGACGCCGGCACCCAUACCAGACGAUUUUGACAAACCCAUGUUUGGGUUUCCAGUCACCACGUGCUGUGGGGAUACACCACAAGAUAACAGUUUCAAAAGCUCUUGGGCUGACUUUUACGCCAAUAACCGCCUUCGCUUCAUCCUUCAACGCGCUGAGAAAAGAAACGGUGUGGACAAAGACUUUCACUCUCUUGUUGAGACCACGGCUUCAAAAGUGGUACCUCGCCUCCUCGGAGACUCUCAUCUUAAUGGUGGAAAACCGAUUUCUCCCAUUGUGGUGCACGGCGAUCUCUGGAGCGGUAAUGCUGGAGUCGGGCGGAUUGGAACCAAAGACGGCGACGCAGAGGACGUUAUAUACGAUUCCAGCGCAUGCUAUGCGCAUAGCGAAUUCGAGCUCGGAAUCAUGAAGAUGUUCGGAGGGUUCGGUGGAAGCUUUCUCAAGGAAUAUCACGAGCUAUGUCCCAAGACCGAGCCAGUUGACGAGUACGAAGACCGAGUAGCUCUCUACGAGCUCUACCAUCAUUUGAAUCAUUAUGCUAUGUUCGGAGGAAGCUACCGAUCAGGAGCAAUGAGCAUCAUGAGGAAAUUGGUGGCGAAGUAUGGGGAUGGCAAGGGCUGA
Molecule: messenger RNA, 1038 nt
Organism: Periconia digitata
Lineage: Eukaryota; Fungi; Ascomycota; Dothideomycetes; Pleosporales; Periconiaceae
Source: the annotation of a GenBank genome assembly